UCGCUGACACGAUUCACGCGAAAACUGCCCCUCAUUUUCUCUCUCGCUUUCUCGCGCUUUCCCUCCGCCGAGAAAAUCCUCCGUUCCUCCGCCGCGAGAGGGGGGGAUCCUCCCCGACGGCAGGCAGGCGCCCCCGAUCAUGUGGGCGCAACCGCACCGGAAGGACGUGGAAUCGGGGGCGAGGCCCCUGUACCCGAUGAUGCUCGAGACCCCCGAGCUCCGGUGGGCCUUCAUCCGGAAGAUCUACUCCAUCGUCGCCCUCCAGCUGCUCGCCACCAUCGCCGUCGGCGCCGUCGUCGUCUCCGUCCGCCCCAUCGCCAACUUCUUCGUCAGCACCGGCGCCGGCCUGGCGCUGUACAUCGUCCUCAUCAUCACGCCUUUCAUCGUUCUUUGUCCGCUGUACUAUUAUCACCAGCGGCAUCCGGUGAACUAUCUCCUGCUCGGGAUUUUCACCAUUACCUUGGCGUUCGCGAUUGGAUUGACGUGCGCGUUCACGAGUGGGAAGGUCAUACUGGAAGCCGUUAUUUUGACUGCUGCGGUAGUUGUCAGCCUUACUCUCUACACAUUCUGGGCUGUUAGGAGGGGUCAGGAUUUCAACUUCCUCGGACCCUUCUUGUUUGGUGCCAUCAUUGUGCUUAUGGUGUUUGCAAUGAUACAGAUCUUCUUUCCUUUGGGCCGGAUCUCUGUGAUGAUAUACGGGUGUUUAGCGUCGCUCAUUUUCUGUGGGUACAUCGUAUAUGACACAGACAAUUUGAUCAAACGCUACUCAUAUGAUGAAUACAUCUGGGCUGCAGUUGCACUGUACCUCGACAUUGUUAACCUAUUCCUAUCUUUGUUGACCGUCUUCAGAGCUGCCGAUAGCUAGACAGUGUUGUUCUGAUCCGAGUAUGUCCUCUCUGCACCCCUUGUUUUAGAUCUCUCCCUCCACCAAGUGAACAUACCAAAUUUUAAAAAAAAAGGGCAGUUAGUCAAUGUUGAUUGUAUAGAACGUUUGAUGCUAUACAUUCCAUGUCCCACCCAUCUUUUGGUCCGACACCAGUUGUCGGUCGUUGUAGCAACUUUUCCAUGACAAACAUUGGAUGUGUAUGCAUUGCAGCAUUUUGUAA
Molecule: messenger RNA, 1106 nt
Organism: Syzygium oleosum
Lineage: Eukaryota; Viridiplantae; Streptophyta; Magnoliopsida; Myrtales; Myrtaceae
Product: protein LIFEGUARD 4-like
Exons: 4
Coding region: 140-865 (241 amino acids)
Cellular component (GO): membrane
Source: RefSeq, a predicted model, not a curated record